AUGCUUCUACCACCCUGCAGGAAUUCAUUGAAUUCGCGACCCCACAUUGGAUGGCACAUAAAGCCAAUCGACAACCCAUAUCAACUUCCCCAGCUUGCUUCUAAACACUCCCAGAGACUCACGCUUUCCAUCAUGUAUCUACCCACCUUACUCAGCCUCCUAAUUCUCUCCUCGCUUUGCCUCACUCAAACCACUCCCAUAAACCUUACCCUCAUCGUUACCAACUUCUCCGCUUUCAUGGCCAACCCCUAUAUCGAAGGCCCGCAAUCCAACCUCUCCUUCCACGUCCUUGACCCGCGACCUGGCUUCUACGCAGAAGCCGAUUGUAUCAUUCCGCCGACAUAUUUCAACCUUUACGCGAUUUCCGCACUCUGGGAUUACUGUGGCGAAAGGGCAUUGGAUAUUAGUUAUCGGUUUGGGGAGGGGUAUUUGACAGUUAGGAGGGGGUGGAGGGUUGAUAAUGUUGGCAAAAUGCCUAGUGAGAAGGGGUUUUGGGAGGAGAAAGGAAAUUCCACAUACCUUACCGGCUCCAGCACACAAAACACCUACUGGAGCGCCAGCGGGCCUGACGCAAACGAAACCAGGCUACCCGACGGCGAACUAUUCACGAGGAAAAAAGAGUGGCUGUUCCCCGUCACUCGGCUGCAGACAUCGACACCUCCAUAA
Molecule: messenger RNA, 666 nt
Organism: Lindgomyces ingoldianus
Lineage: Eukaryota; Fungi; Ascomycota; Dothideomycetes; Pleosporales; Lindgomycetaceae
Exons: 3
Coding region: 1-666 (221 amino acids)
Source: RefSeq, a predicted model, not a curated record